Messenger RNA from Suillus bovinus, 261 nucleotides. RefSeq lists its product as uncharacterized. NCBI's taxonomy places the organism in Eukaryota, Fungi, Basidiomycota, Agaricomycetes, Boletales, Suillaceae. Bases 1 to 261 code for a protein of 86 amino acids. The transcript is spliced from 2 exons. The record is from RefSeq and is a predicted model, not a curated record.
AUGCCUCUAGCGCAGCAACCCACAGUCUACCAUUAUCAAAAUCCCUUGACUGGCGAGCGCAUCGCCUCGCUACUGCCCCCAGACCACCCAGAAAUGAUAUGUUUACAGCAAGGGGCACAUGUCACCGAAACCAGCUUUGGCAUCCUAGGUAUUUUGGCUGCAAUAGUUUGGUUUCCAUUGGGCGUUGGCCUUUGCCUUCUUGACCGGAGGGUCAAGUGCAAACGCUGCGGGGCGGUCAUAGACAACGGUAUUUGUGGUUAA